Messenger RNA from Elephantulus edwardii (Cape elephant shrew), 632 nucleotides. RefSeq names its product crystallin, beta A2 (gene CRYBA2). NCBI's taxonomy places the organism in Eukaryota, Metazoa, Chordata, Mammalia, Macroscelidea, Macroscelididae. The coding region runs from base 1 to 576 and encodes 191 amino acids. The transcript is spliced from 4 exons. Gene Ontology annotation, biological process: visual perception; lens development in camera-type eye. The record is from RefSeq and is a predicted model, not a curated record. Gene Ontology annotation, molecular function: structural constituent of eye lens.
AUGGGCCCGGCUCCCGCCUGCCUCACGCUCUGGGACGGGGAAGACUUCCAGGGCCGCUGCUGCCGUCUGCUCCACGACUGCGCCAACGUCAGCGAGCGCAGCGGCCUGAGCAGGGUGCGCUCGGUCAAGGUGGAGAGCGGCGCAUGGGUGGCCUUUGAGUACCCCGACUUCCAGGGACAGCAGUUCAUCCUGGAGAAGGGUGACUAUCCACGCUGGAACGCCUGGAGUGGAAGCUGCGGCCUCCACAGCGACCACCUGCUGUCCUUCCGGCCGGUGCUCUGCGCGAACCACAGCGACAGCCGUGUGACCCUCUUUGAGGGUGAGAACUUCCAGGGCAGCAGGUUUGAACUCAGUGAUGACUACCCGUCUCUGUCCGCCAUGGGCUGGGCCAGCAAGGACGUGGGCUCUCUCAAAGUCAGUUCUGGAGCGUGGGUGGCCUACCAGUACCCAGGCUACCGGGGCUACCAGUACGUCCUGGAGCGGGACAGGCACAGUGGAGAGUUCCGGACCUACAGCAAGUUUGGCACUCAGGCCCACACUGGGCAGCUGCAGUCCAUUCGAAGGGUCCAGCACUAGGCUCCGAGCCCCAGACAACUUCACUGAAGACUAAUAAAGCCUCCUGAAUCUGCCUG